Messenger RNA from Pelobates cultripes (western spadefoot toad), 4387 nucleotides. The record is from the annotation of a GenBank genome assembly. NCBI's taxonomy places the organism in Eukaryota, Metazoa, Chordata, Amphibia, Anura, Pelobatidae.
AUGCUUUUAUUCCAUUCAAAGGUGCACUCUUUAUUCCCUCUCAAUGAUUUUGGUGGGUACGAUGAUCGAUUAGAAGAACGUGACACUUACUGUGGAGAAUCACAUUUCCGGAGAUAUUUUUUAGAAGGGCCCAACAAUUAUGUAGAUGUCUACAGCUUAUUUAAGGUAAUUAUGUCAUUAUUUUUGUUAUACCCUGAAUUCAUAUUUCUAAAUAUCUAUAUUCUUGAGUAAAAAAUUAAUUGUAUGUUUACAUAAAACAGAUACUCUUUGUUUCCUGCAGGGCCAUUGAGAAAAGCCUAAAGAUUGUAUUUAUUUAUUUUUUUAAUUUAAAAAAUAUGUAAGUAAGUAAUUCAGAAAUAUACAUAUAUUCAGUUGAUUGAAAAAAUCUUUAAUGGAUAUAUAUAAAUAUAUAUAUAUAUAUAUAUAUAUAUAUAUAUUAUAUAUAUAUAUUUUAUAUAUAUAUAUAUAUAUAUAUAUAUAUAUAUAUAUAUAUAUAUAUAUAUAUAUAUAUAUAUAUAUAUAUAAAGCACAAAUAAUGGCACUCACCCUUCCUGAUGUAAUGAAUAGUAAAGUGCCCUGGUGCAAUCUUAUGCUGAUAAAUAAUUAUAUUGAAGAAAGAUGCACUCUUCGGUCAUUUUAAGAAUAUUAAUGGUCUUUAAUCCAUCAAAGGUUUACAGGUUGCUUGAUCAACGUUUCGACCCGUUCAGGUCUUCCUCAGGAUCAACUUAUAACCAUAAAAUCAAGAUAUAUAUAGAAAAAGAUAAACAGUACUCACCAAUGGUGAUGUGAUUCCCUCAUCCAUUCAGUCCACACCUGGAAGUGAAAACCAGAAGUCACGUGACAUGCAGGAUCAUGUGAGAGUUAUGCCAGUGAGUGGAGUUGCUAGGAGACCAAUGAAAAUAUUAUAGGAAUGGUCUCAUAUCGGUCUGUGAUUAUGAAAUAUAUGUGGGUAGUUAUUAAAUUUCAUAGGUGAAAGCAGUGUAUAUAAUCUACACACAUUCAUUAAAUAUAUGUGUCAGCAAGUGAUAGAAAUACAGUGUCAUAAAGUGUCAUGUGUAAAAAACGAUCUUACACCAAAGUGUCUGCAACCAAGGUGAAAAUAGAUUUGUGUAGUUAAACAUAUAUACAAAUACCAAAUUAAAACAUAUAUGUCAGCCAUGGACAUAAACUAAAGUAUAUGUUUUUUGUGUAUAAUAUAGAUUAUCUGUUAUUUAAAGGCAUAGGCAGGAGCAAUUUGAAAGGUCACAAUGUAUACCCCAUAAUAACUCUCUAAUAAACAGAGGAGCUUAGAAGUAUCAACAUUUGGACAUCGUUCCCUAAACAUUAGGAACAACAAUUGUUUUAUAUCUUAUAGCGCAAUCCAAGUUUUGCAGAACUUUUUUAUAUGUAUAUAUAUAUAUUAUUCCACCUGUAUAUUAGCUCAAAAAGAAAGUUUUUAUCUAUUCAGUCCCCUUCACCCUAUCCCACACCUGGAGAUAGGGUGAAGGUAAUGAGGAAAAAAAAAAAUGUCCAGAUGUCAAAAGGAUGACAUAGGUAUCUCUCGAAUUGAGAUUAAAGAUUAAUGAGAAAUAGUGCCCAAGGAUAUAGAUAUGAGACUACCAAAAAUCUAAAUAAGUGAAAAGAAUAGAACUCUAAACUGCAAAAAAAAUAAACAGUACAAAAUGUAUCCAAAAAAUAAAACAUUUGAACAAUCUAGAUCCUAGACAUAUAAUAUCUUCAUAGCUUCAUAUAGAGAGGAUUAGGAAUUUUAAAGGUAUACAUUAUAACCUAAUUUAGAAAUAGCAGAUUAAAGAAAAACUGAGUACACAACAGUAUCACAUCACAAUUGGUGAGUACUGUUUAUCUUUUUCUAUAUAUAUCUUGAUUUUAUGGUUAUAAGUUGAUCCUGAGGAAGACCCAAACGGGUCGAAACGUUGAUCAAACAACCUGUAAACCUUUGAUGGAUUAAAUACCAUUAAUAUUCUUAAAAAGACCGAAGAGUGCAUCUUUCUUCAAUAUAAUUAUACAUACAUACAUAUAUAUAUAUAUAUAUAUAUAUAUAUAUAUAUAUGCAUUGUUACAUUAAUAUAUAAAUAUAGGAUCAUUUCAUUUUUACAUAAUGUAAUAUAAUAAUAAUAAUACAAAUCAUCAGACUACUAAUAUGAUUUCCUUAUAGAUACAGCAUUGACUUAGUUAAGAUAGUUGCAAUAAAGUCAGUAGAAUUGUAACGUAUGAAACUGAUAUGAUGUACAGGAGCAGGAGGAAUUUUGGGAAAUCUUAGUAGAUUUCAGGCCUACUGUCCUGACGGCAUUUAGACGCACAAUUUAAAAUCUUCCCUAAACCUAAAGUCCUUUAAGAGAUCCCUCUCUACAUACCUCAAAACAGAAUGCACCUGUCAUGGUUAAUUAUAUAUUUCCUGCCUGUUCUAUGUUAAAUUUUGUAUAUAUUGUGUAUUAAUAUUGUUUUUGUGUUUUAUUGUACCCUAUUGUAUCAAUGCAAUGUUUAUGUGGACCCAGAACAUACUUGAAAACAAGAGAAAUCUCAAUGUAUCUUUCCUGGUAAAAUAUUUUAUAAAUAAAUAAUGUUUUUAUAAUCUAACAGUUAGAAUUUUCCUUUGAAUUGCAGGACAUGCGCUUGAAAAUAAUGACCAAUGCGAACAUUAAGAAGCCUGUAGAAUGUCAUCAUUUUGUUAUUGCAUAUAGUAACACAGCAAUAUUCAGACCAAUCUUUUUACGUCGAAAUAUGAAAGACGUUGGUGAGCUACUUUUAAAAAAUAAAUAAACAAAUAUAUAUAUUGGAGAUUGUAGCCAUAUUAGUCCAGUGAUGCAGAUGUAAAAUAACAUAGAAAUUAUAUGUGGGGUUUUUAUUGGACUAACGGAAUUUUAUAAUGACAAGCUUUUGGGAGAACCCCCCUUUCUCAAGUUUAAAGCAAAGACAACGUGGAUGUACAUAUAUUUGUGCAUUUGGUUGUAUUUAUAUGUAUAUCAUUGUAUGUGCUUGUCUAUACUUGUUCACAUCCACUACUUGUGUAUAUGUAUAUGUGCCUGUGUGUCUGUCUAUGCUGUAUAUAGGCCUUUGUGCAUAUUCUGGAAUUCUUGUAUGUGAAUUCAUGCAUUCUUAAUCUAAGUAAUUCAUUUUUUACUCUCCUUUUCUAGCACCAUAUUUGCUUGUUUUUCUCUCUCUCUCCCCCCUCACUCUGUGAUCCUCACAAAAGAUAUUUAAAGCCCUCUUUAUGACUGGUGUCUAUUUUCUAUCCAACCUGUGCCUUAUCUGCACUCAUGUCGCUUUAACCCCUGUAUCACAAUUUAACUUUAAAUUCUAUGUGUCGUUGUGCUUAGAGAUGCUUUAGACUUGAGAAAUGGAGGUUCUCCAGAAAGCUUGUCAUUACAAGAUUCUGUUAGUCCAAUAAAAAAGGUAUCACAAGAUACACAUUUUAUGUUAUUUUACAUAUAUAUAUAUAUUUUUUUUUUUUUUUUACAUUUCUUCUAUAUUUGAGUUCUCUGCUGGACCACCCCUUUUUCAUUUUACUAAGAAUUAUUAUUGAAAGACACAGAUGCGCACUCACACACGCACAUAACUAUAUCUGUGUAUACACAUGUAUUUUCUUUUGUUCCUUGAUUACUCAGAUGUCCUUAUUGGUUGACCAGUACUUGUGUGUCCAUCUUGAUAUAGAAAUCCUACAUGUACCUAGUCCUGUCAUUCCCAUCUACCCUUUGUGGCAUCUCCUAUCUGGACUUAAGAAAGUCUAGCCCAUAUAAGAUGCAGAUAUAACUAUUCACAAUCUUUCACAUGGCUGGGCUGUGUCUGAAAUCAUAUUGCAUAGUCUGCAUAUUGGGUCCUGUGUAGUGUGAUAGACCCACACUUCUCUUGUGCUAUAUGUAUAUUCAGUAACCAUUCUGCAUACUCAUCAAUUUUAAUUUACCUUAGAUGAAACUGAAGUAAUGUCUGUUGCACCAAACAACAUCCCAGAUGAGCCAAAAAAGACAGAAAAAGUCAGACAAUAUUUCCCUGAGACCUGGCUAUGGCAGCUAAGCCUUUUAGGGUAAGGAACUGGACUGUUUAAUUUCAAAUAUUUACUAUGACAACAUUAACUUCUAUUAGAUGCUGUAGUAAAUCUUUAUCACAGUGACGUGUUAUGUCUAAUUGUUUUGAUAUGUGUCACAGAGACUCGGGCAGUGUUCAGCUCCAUGAGACAGCCCCAGACACCAUCACGGACUGGAAUGCAGGGGCCUUCUGCUUGGGACCCAAUGGUUUUGGAAUAUCCUCCGCAGCCACUCUUAGAACAUUUCAGCCAUUUUUUGUGGAACUCACACUGCCAUACUCUGUGGUCCGUGAAGAGUCCUUCACCCUCAAAGCCACUGUCUUUAACUACCUGAAGGAGUGUAUAAUGGUAAUGGAUAGAUGUUAA